Sabethes cyaneus is the source of this 866-nucleotide messenger RNA. Its product is annotated as mitochondrial fission process protein 1. The transcript is spliced from 4 exons. Gene Ontology annotation, cellular component: mitochondrion. Bases 107 to 565 code for a protein of 152 amino acids. Gene Ontology annotation, biological process: mitochondrial fission. The record is from RefSeq and is a predicted model, not a curated record. NCBI's taxonomy places the organism in Eukaryota, Metazoa, Arthropoda, Insecta, Diptera, Culicidae.
AUAGCUCUGAUGAGAUCGUAAUCGUAAUCAUAGUUCAGUUUGAAAUUGGCCAAAACAGUGGUGAGCGGCACUAUCGAUUAGUUUCAUAAAGCUAGAACCAGUAUUAAUGUCGAUAACGGAGAAGGAUCUCUACCGGGACACUCCGGUUCGAUAUCUUGGUUACGCCAACGAAGUCGGGGAAGCAUUCCGGCCCAUUAUCAAGAAGAUAUUCGUUCACGCUAGCUAUGCCGUCUCGAUCGGUUACGUGCUCGCGGAUACGGCGGACAAGUCUCGCAAGCAGUACCAGAAACCAGUGGCGCUCGGUGGAGGUCCGCGUGGAGCGGCGAUUGCCACAGGUGACACCUUGAUUUGGCAAAUGUUCGCAUCGGUCAUUAUACCGGGGUUCACCAUAAAUAGAAUUUGUUGGGCAACCAAAAAGGCCCUUAAGGCUAGCAAGGUGAAGGGUCCACUGGGAAAAUGGAUUCCCACCGCCAUCGGACUGGCAGCGAUUCCCUUCAUCAUUCAUCCCAUCGAUCACGGGGUAGAUCUCGUGAUGGACGAAACCUACAGGAAGUUUGUUAAAUAAUGCCACACUGAGUUUGCUAGCUUAGUAAAACGUGGAGGUGUUAGAUUUGUCUCGAAGUUAUUCGUCAAUUUCACGAACGCAACAUAUGACAACAACUAUUAUACACAGUCGCUCUCGAAAAAACUAAUCGCAGAAAUAUGGAAUAGCAGAUAAAACUUUAACCCUGGGUAUGAACUGCUGUGAUAAAUAAAAUAUGUUAUGAAAAAUGCUGCUCAAUACCGGUGCUAACACGUGUUAUAAGUGCAAUGAAAUAAAUUUAUUGAAUUAUUCGUUCGAAGCCAGCGAAUAUCUUUAGCUCUGG